AUGUCGGCCAUUGGGAUGCCACCACACAUCUUAACCCUGUUCCAAGCGAGGCCGCCACUCACUUUUCACAAGCCCAUUCAGAAAAAGAAGCAUGAAGCGUACAGCGGCAUUUCCGAGUAUGUGAAUCUGUUCGAGGAUAAAGAACCGCCCCCAAAAAUAAAGUUGGAAAAUCCUAAAGAAAGAAAGGAAAGAAAAAAAAAAGAAAAAAUAACCUACAAUGAAUUAAUGCUAAAGGAAAUGAGAAAACACUAUGACCCAUUUAAAAAUCCUGAUUUGACAGAAGACCCGAACAAAACAAUUUUUAUUGGACGACUCUCAUACGAUGUAAAUGAAAAAAAAUUAAAAAAAGAAUUUGAAGUGUACGGGAAGAUAAAAAAAGUGAAAAUAAUAUUUGAUAAGAAUUUGAAACCCAAAGGAUAUGGGUUCAUAGAAUUUGAACACACAAAGAGUUUUAACGAUGCAUAUAAUUUAGCUGAUGGGAAGAAGAUAGACAAUAGAAGAAUUCUGGUAGAUGUGGAAAGAGGGAGGACUGUGAAGAAUUGGGUACCUAGACGACUGGGUGGUGGAAAAGGACCUCCAAGAGGAUCAGAUGAAAGGAAACAAAUUACUCAUAAUAUUAAUUGGACAGCUCUUAUUAACAAGGAUAAGUACAGAAAUGACAAAAAGAGGGUAGAAGAGAUUUACAAGAAUGUGGCGCUGUAUAAUGAGCGGAACGAUGACGACAGUGAUGAUUUGAAUGACGCAUCGAGGGGUCACAGACGCCAUAAGAGGGACGAGCACAGGAGCUCCAAGCGGGAUCGCCACCAUAGAAGUAAGCGCAGUGAGUCGCACGAUCGCCACAGGCACAAGCACAGGCGCAGGGACAGCCGCGAUCGGGACAGGGACAGGGACAGACAUAGAGACAGAGACAGGCGCGAUCGGGAUAGAGAUAGGGAUAGGGACAGGCACAGAGACAGGGACCAUGAGCGGGAGCGCCACCACAAGCGCGAUCACAGUUAUAGUCACAACCGCGAGCAUGACAAGCACAGGCACAGAAGCCGGGAUAGGGGAAAUGAAAGGGGCGCCUACUUUCCGAACGGGGGAGAACACAGAGGGGAUCAUGAGCAAGCGGGUUCCCACAUGAAUAUGGACAAUGGUUACGGGGACGACUGA
Plasmodium fragile is the source of this 1152-nucleotide messenger RNA. RefSeq lists its product as uncharacterized. Gene Ontology annotation, molecular function: mRNA binding; U1 snRNA binding. NCBI's taxonomy places the organism in Eukaryota, Apicomplexa, Aconoidasida, Haemosporida, Plasmodiidae. The transcript has a single exon. The coding region runs from base 1 to 1152 and encodes 383 amino acids. Gene Ontology annotation, biological process: mRNA splicing, via spliceosome. Gene Ontology annotation, cellular component: U1 snRNP; precatalytic spliceosome; U2-type prespliceosome. The record is from RefSeq and is a predicted model, not a curated record.